AUGGAAAUUCUUGGAGUUGGUGCUUUUGGUUCAUCUCGAUUACUCAAAACAAAUGAAGGAGAAUUCGCAGAAAAGCUAAUGAUUAUUAAAGAAAAAGAGUCAUUUGAAGAAGAGAUUCAAUCACUAUUGCAUGUUUCUCAUCCGAACAUCGUUCGCCAUGUUUGCUAUUAUUUUGAAGAGACAUCAUUUGGCUUUCGGACUAUUGUCAGAAUUGAAUUUCAUUCUAGAGGCACUCUUGAUAAAUUAAUUCAUGAAAGCUCUUUCACCUAUUCUGUAGCCACCGUCAUCGAAUGGACUGCUGAACUCUUUGCUGCUCUUUCCUAUCUUGUUACCGUUUCAAUCGUUCACAAGAAUGUUAAACCAAGCAAUGUGUUAUUGAGUCAAGACUUUAAAAUAAAGUUGUGUGAUUUUGGGUGUGGAAAGGAUUUCUUGCAAGAUUUGAUGAAUACAUCGAAUGCGGGAUUUGCUGCUUACAUGAGUCCGGAAGCAAAUGGAUAUGGGAAUCCGAAUAGCUCAAUUAUCACAACAGCAAGUGAUGUUUAUGGAGUGGGGAUUGUGCUUUGGGAAGUUGUUGAAAGGAGACGAAUUUUUUCUGCAAUUCGCCGAAAAAUGGAUGGUUUUGGUAUUCGGAGUUCAUUGGGACAAGGAGAGUUGACUGUUCCAUUGGCUGAGGCAAAUCUACAAAUUGCUGAUCUCAUUCAUAGUUCUACAAUGAUCGAUCGUCACCAACGACCUUCUCCAGCAAAUCUAUUCAAGAAAGCAACUGGGAUGAAAAAAUGGGAUAUCUAUGAGAAAUAUUCGAUCGAACCGAUUUUAACUGGUGGAAAUACAACGGAAAAGCCUCUGGGAAUAAAAGAAGAACCAAGAUUCUGUGAAGAAAUGGAUAACGGUUAUGAAGUGUGUAAAAGAAUCGAGAGAUUACCACAAAGAGGAUGCAGCAGGAAUUCAGCAUUCAAGAAUAAGGAGAAAUAUUCAAAUUGGAAAGAGAAAAGAUCACUCGCUUCACCGAUUAAGAGCUCAUUGGAUGAUCGGGGGAAAUGGAGAAAAAUGAGUGAAAACGAGUAUGAGAUAACAAGAGGACAAAAGGAAAGAGGAGAAGGAGAAGAAGAAGGAGAAGAAGAACAAGAACAAGAACAAGAAGAAGAAGUGAGGUGGAGAAGACCGGAAGUUUUUAAUGAGCCGAUCUCGCCGAGUGAAGAUGAGGGAUACAGUCGAUUGGCCAAUUUCACCUCUGUAACUCCUUCUGAGGGAUUUUACGAGACAAUUGAAGACUUACCAAGUUCUUCUGGAAUACAAAGACAAUCGAAUCGACAAGCAAAAGUGCUUAUCAAUUUAUCGCAAAUCAACAAUUUAGCAGCCACUUCUUUGGAGCUUAAUGGUAGCACAGAGGAAUGGAUGGUUCGAAUUGAGAAACUAAAAUCAACUCCAAGAUAUUGCGUGGCUCAAUCGGGUUUUUAUGAAAAGAAUGGACAGCAAGUCGAGAUCGAUUCGAGGACUUAUGAAGAUUUCAUUCGAAUAUCGGAUGCAGCAUGGAAAAAGCAAAGAAAUUCUUAUUCCUAUCAAAUCAUGCAAAUGAUGGUGAUGAAUCUAGAGAGAAAGCAACUGCUUCCACUUAUCAAAAAGCUUUGUCUCAAUGAGUACUAUUCGCGAGCCGCUUGGUGUACUUUCUUCUGCAUUGAACGCUUUUCGAUCGUUGAUGUUAAUUGGCUGGGUAUUGCUGAUUGCCUCUUUCGAAUCAUCCUUCGAGAACUCAUCGAGCAAAAUAUUCCAGAAACCGAUCCACAAAUCGCAAAGCAAGUCACUCGUUAUAUAAUCAUUCAUCACCGCAUUGAAAGACUUACAAAAAACGAGGAAAUUCGCCAAAUUUGGAAAAUCGCUCGUUUCUUGUUGAAUUUCGAUAUUUCUCGUUAUGGAUCAGAAAAUGAAACUGAAUUCCGAGAAGUUUAUUUAAACGUUUUGAAGAAAUUAGCAAAUGAUUGCAAAAAUGAACCAAAGAAAAAGGGUGGUUUGCCUAAAGAUCUCGUCGACGCACUUGAAGCAGAUAUUGAACAAAUGAAAGGACAUGGUCCCAGUUUCGAGGAGCGAAAAUUCUGCAUUGCCUUGUGGUCACUUCCGAUCAUGUCGAGUCGUAGUUCUUUU
Molecule: messenger RNA, 2139 nt
Organism: Mesorhabditis belari
Lineage: Eukaryota; Metazoa; Nematoda; Chromadorea; Rhabditida; Rhabditidae
Source: the annotation of a GenBank genome assembly